AUCAAUGUAUAUUUUAUACGAUUACGAUUUAAAUUUAUUUAAAUACUUUACGUAUUUCAUAAUCACCGUUCCGACACCGUCCAAUUUCGAACGUGAUAUUUGAAUCGGAAUAAAUCUGAUAAUUCAAUUUAAGUGAUAAAUAUAUUUUUUUCUUCACUGAUCCCUGUAAUUUCGUUGUCUCGAAAUUAUAAAUAACAAAAUCGACAUUUUAAACCGUAUAAAAAUCAUGUUACAAUUUUAUCAUAAAAUAAAGGAAUUAUACGAUACGACACGAUACAGUGAAUAUAUGCAAUAAAAAAUUGCGCGUAUUAUAUACAAAAAUAUAGUAUCGUGAACAUAGCAACUGAAUCUGUUUGGUCUCGUCAGAAAAGCUAAUAAAUUUAUGCAACUGAAAUUUCCACGACAACGACAAAAGCGCCGUUUAUUCGAUAUUUAUGGCGAUUUAUCCGUUGAUAGGAAUCGCUAAUGUCACUAGAUUCAUAGAGUAAGCGGUGGAAAUGUAACGUAUAUACAUAGCAGGAGCAUUCAACAGGUUGACGUUGCACAAUAAAAACUUUUAAGCGGUCGAUACUUCUUUAAACAUCGCUACGAACGUUAAAAGAAGAAUUGAUAUUGCCACUAGAAUGGACUGGGAACGAGGUCAAACUAUCGAAUCUCUGGCGGCAUGUAACUUAAAAAUAAUAAAAAAAAAGAAAGAAAGAAAGAAAGAAAAAUAAAAAUUCUGCGUGCAGAUUGACAGAGAUUGAUCCGUUUAAUACUUUUAAACGCCUUUAAAAUAAAAAAUAAUUCCUCGAUAGCACAAUCGAUACUCGAUAUUUUAUACUCGAUAUUGGAAACAAAGGAAACGCGUAAUUCCAUUGACGUAUAAUCUCAUCUUGAGGAACCGAUACAUCCGAAGAAGAAGAAACUCAUACUCUCAACCAUAAUUCGAUAAACAUCGACGAGUAGAGUGGAUGUAUAGAGGUGACGAAACCGAUUUUCGCGAUCGAUAAGGAAAAUAGACACGCAACAGCUGUACUGAACUGCUGUAAAUGAGAAGCGUGGUGCUCGUCAACGAGUAAGCAAGAGAAUUAGAAUUUCUGUCGGUCGGAAGAUUAAAACAAGGAAGAUUAAGAAAGAUGGUGGGAUACGUGAGGUAUUUGUUUGCCAUAAUGAUCUGCAUCGCGAACAUGAUUGUCUACGGGUUGAAGGUCAAUAUAGCCGUAGCUGUGGUCGGCAUGGUGAAGCACAGAGACGAAAUACCGGACGCGUCGGAUGAAUGCGAUUUUGUUCCUAUAGCAGAAGUGAUCGAUAUAGAGGGUCCGUUCGAAUGGACUUCGACGCAGCGUGGCUUGGCCAUAAGUAUUUAUUUCGCCGGUUAUCUGGUGGGAAUGUUCCCAUGCGGAUACUUCGCGGAUCGCUUCAACUCGAGGAACGCCCUGCUGCUCUGCGUGCUGGGGAACGCGAUUUUGACACUGAUAGUUCCAAUAGUGGCGCCCGUGUUGUGGCUACUUUACGUUACGAGAUUCGUCAUGGGCGUGGUGAGCGCGCCCAAUCUUCCUAUCGUCGCCAUCAUGGUUGGGAGAUGGGUCGUCUACGAGGAGAAGAGUUUAUGGUUCGGUAUUAUUUAUUCCGGAACGUCGAUCGGCACAGUGAUCUCUAUAUUGACGUCGGGAAUGAUACUGCACGCCCUCGGUUGGGAGGCAGUCUUUUACAUACACGGUGCCCUCUCCUUGAUCUGGUGCGUCGUCUUCCUCAUCUUCUUCCGCGAGAGCCCGGAAACGCAAUACUAUAUAUCGGAGGAGGAGAGGCACUACAUAGUGACCUCGUACGGGCACCGUGGCCUUGAAUCGGUUCACAUGAAGGUGCCGUGGAAAGCCAUCUUCACGUCGGUCCCGUUUCUGGCCCUGAUUUACACCAACACGUUCGGAAACUUUGCCUGGUACUUCUUGCUCACGCAGCUGCCCAUGUACAUGAACAAGAUUCUGAGAUUCGACAUUCAAUCUAACGCGAUUCUGAGCUGCUUGCCGUAUCUCUUGGCCGCAAUAAUGAAUCCAAUCUUGGGAAGGGUACUGGAUUGGGGCAGAGCGCGAAAUUAUUGGACCCAAACCGGUGGGCGAAAGAUCGCAGUAGGGAUGAGUUGCAUCCCGCCGAGUAUUUUUCUCCUUAUUAUCGCUUAUAUCGGUUGCUACCGAGUAAUCGCUGUCAUAUUAUUGAUGCUUAGCGUAAUGUUAGGAGGUUCCAUUUUUGUCGGCCAUCUUGCCAACCACAACGACUUGGCGCCCAACUAUGCUGGAAUUUUAAUGGGUAUUACGAAUACUCCAGGAACUAUUUCAGCGUUUAUUUUGCCAGCCAUAGUGGGCGCGCUCACGGAAGCCGGGCAUACUAUGGCACGAUGGAGAUACGUGUUCUGGAUAACAAUUAUUGCACAAAUGUCUGCAUUUGUUGUAUUCACCAUCUUCGGCUCGGCAGAGAUUCAAGAAUGGAAUUACUAUGGGGUAGAAGCGGAGGAAGAUUAGCAAACCGAAUUUGUAAUACUGUGUUUUUCCCUCUUAUUUAUAUUAUUUUACUUUUCACUUCGAGUGAAAUAUAUAUUUUUAUCGAUAUUAUUAUUAUAUAGAUUUUUUCUUUCUUUCUUUCUUUUUUUUUUUUUAAUGGAUACGACAAUCAAUAAUUUUUAUUUAACGAUGACAGUAUUUGUAAAUUUAUCGAUUGUGUAUCCCAAAGGAAAGUGUAUCUGGAAGAGAAAUGGGUUAAGAAUUUGGAUACAUUAGAGGUAUAUUAUUUAUUUUUCUAUUGCAAUUUGUAUUUGUAUCGAAUAAAAUUUAAAGCGAUUAUUUUAUUUAUAGAUAUAUAUAUAUUAUUAUUAUUAUUAUUAUUAUUAUUAUUGUUAUAUACGUUGUAUACAAGUUGUUUAAAUAACCGAUUUUAUGAAAAUCAAUAAACUUUCCAUUAAAG
Molecule: messenger RNA, 2937 nt
Organism: Apis cerana (Asiatic honeybee)
Lineage: Eukaryota; Metazoa; Arthropoda; Insecta; Hymenoptera; Apidae
Product: sialin
Biological process (GO): transmembrane transport; monoatomic anion transport
Cellular component (GO): membrane
Molecular function (GO): transmembrane transporter activity
Source: RefSeq, a predicted model, not a curated record